GUCUUAUGGGGCUGAUCGCAGUCUUCCACUUCGUUGUCUGUGAUAAUACUUUGUCAAUUAGGAAACCCGAGGCUACCUCCUUGGCAAGAACAUCAUCUUUCAACAAACACAACUGCGACGCCUUUUUUGACAAUUACGAGAGAUUGUUGACAAGAGAAAACAUAUCACUUGAUUGUGUAUGGAAUAUGGACGAGACUGGUGUUACAACUGUCAUGCCACCUGAAAAGAUCGUUGGUCGACGUGGCCAAAAGCAAAUAGGGGCAAUCGUUUCGGCAGAGAGAGGGACUUUAGUUACCGUUGUUUGUGCAAUUUCGGCUUUAGGAAACACAAUUCCCCCUUUUUUUGUUUUUCCAAGAGUGAACUUCAAAAGAUUGUGUUAUCUGAACAGCCGCCCAACUCUAAAGCUGAUGAGUUCAAGAAAAGCAAGCCAGCAAAGCGGAACAAAAAAGAAGUCA
Molecule: messenger RNA, 455 nt
Organism: Daphnia magna
Lineage: Eukaryota; Metazoa; Arthropoda; Branchiopoda; Diplostraca; Daphniidae
Exons: 3
Source: RefSeq, a predicted model, not a curated record